AAAUACGUAAUUAUUUUACAUGUAUAUAAUAGCACAUAUGGAGGCUGAACGAGGAACUACGUUCAUCUAAUAAAUAAAAUAAGUAAAAAUAAGUUCCAUUAUUUUGACAAACCUGAUCCAGCGCUGAUAUUUAUCGGAUUUGGCAAAACAAUAUUAAUGAAAUCGUUGAAUGAUAAAAAUAACAUAUGUAAAAUAUAUGUAUAUAAGUUAAAAAAGGAAUCGUCGCGUCGGUAGUUUGCUGAAUAUAUUUACAUUGGAUAACAUGUGCAUAAUUAUAUCAUAGAUACAGUUAUGCUAAUUUCUGGCGUAUUUACACAUCAUACCUAAAAGUGUUUUUUAUAUAUCCAAGAUUGCGACUCGAUAAUCUGCGAACCUGCUUAUGUAUUAUAGUACAUAUGUGAGUCAUGCAAUACCUCCACAUCAGCAGUCUCUUCUUGGAUAUCAACCAGGAAACAUCGCUGUUUCCUGCUACGAGAUUCUAUUUUCGAAAGUUAGCAAACUUUAUUACACUAAAAGGAAGGACGCAGAUAUAUAAAAGGAAAAGAACGUGGAUAUAAUUGUUGACCUUCAAGUAUUCGAUCGAUUACAUCCGACACUAUAAUCAGGCACGUGAACUAUAUUCGUGAUCGUCAAUACUUGGUUACAUUGUUGCGAAGACAUACGUUCGCCAUGGCUGAAACAUAUAACCACUUACAUUUCCUAGUAAAGAUAUUACAAUUUGCUUUGCAAAUUCUCUAUUAUAUAUGUGAGAGCGUGUAUUAUAAUAUUUUUAUCAAUCGAAAAGAAAAAAGCGUGUCCGAUGAAAUUGUUCUGGUAACAGGUGCAGGACAUGGCAUAGGAAAGGAACUGGCGAUUCAAUAUGCAAAUUUGAAUGCAACAGUCGUAUGUUUAGAUGUGAAUGAAAAAACUAACGAGAACACAAUGCAUGAGAUCAAGAAAACAGUAAAAAGUCCGAUUUAUGCAUACACAUGCGAUGUGUCCAACAGAGAAAAUGUCUUUGAAGUAGCUAAAAAAAUUAAGGCAGAAGUCGGAGACGUUACUAUUUUAAUUAACAAUGCUGGCAUAAUGCCUUGCCAUAGAUUUUUAGAUCAAACAGUCGAUCAAAUCAAACGAACAUUUGAAAUCAAUAUAAUGGCUCACAUUUGGAUGUUGCAAGCGUAUCUACCUAGCAUGAUUGAAAAAAAUCAUGGUCAUAUCGUCGCGCUCUCGUCAAUAGCAGGACUUUCUGGAGUUCCUUACAUAGUUCCUUAUUGCGCUACAAAAUAUGCUAUCAGAGGUUUAAUGGAAGCGCUUAAUGACGAAUUACGUCUAAGUAGUGACAACAAAUCUUUAAUCAAAUUCACUACCAUUUUUCCUUAUAUGGUAGAUACGGGACUUUGUAAAAAUCCAAAAGUAAAUGUGGAAAUACCAUUCACGUCAUUAGCAUCACCGAAACGUGUAGCUGCAGAAAUAAUCAAAGGGCAGCGGCAAGACAUUGUUGAGAAAGCUAUACCAUGGUAUUGGUUAUCUGUGGCUGAAUUCGGAAGAAUUUUACCUGUAAAUGGACUGACUUAUUUAAAGGAUUUUUUAAAUUCUGGUCUCGAGCCAGAUAGUUAAUCAGUACACAACACUUGUACAAUUACAUUGCAGGAAAUACUCAAAGGUUUGCAAAAACCAUCAACCUCAGUUUUGCGUACUUGCAUUUUUUCUCCUUAAAUGCUUAUAAAAAAUUCAGUCAAAAAUAUUAAAGAUGUUAGACAUAACUGAGAAAUACAAUCCAAAGUUAAACUGAAAUUUGUUAAAGUAAUUACUCUUUGCUUAAAGAGUGAUUACUUCAUAUAAAAUAGUCAUUGUCAUUCGUUCAAAAAUGAAUAAUUCACAAUCAUAUUAUAUUAAAUGCAUUCAAUUAAAUUCUGCAGCAAAGCUCUUAUAUGUAUUUUAAUACUUAUGUAUAUAAUAAAAAUAAUACAAUAUAUUAUAAUAAUUAGAUAACAUAGAAUAUAUAACUUGUUUAAAACAGUAAUCUUUAAUAUUAAAUCAUGUAAUAACCAACAAUAACCGUUAUUUAUUAUUAAAAAUAAUACAUAUAAAUAGC
Ooceraea biroi (clonal raider ant) is the source of this 2074-nucleotide messenger RNA. Its product is annotated as short-chain dehydrogenase/reductase family 16C member 6. Gene Ontology annotation, cellular component: lipid droplet. The record is from RefSeq and is a predicted model, not a curated record. Lineage: Eukaryota; Metazoa; Arthropoda; Insecta; Hymenoptera; Formicidae. Gene Ontology annotation, molecular function: oxidoreductase activity, acting on the CH-OH group of donors, NAD or NADP as acceptor.